CACUCUCUUUCGCUUGCUCCUUUUUGCAGGGUUGAGCGCCCUGUUACAAGAGGUGCAGGCAAUCUUUCCGCCAUCCCGCUCGAACUUCCCCAUCCUCGCAUUUCCCACCAACACAAAUGACCACCCACGCACCCACCCCCUCCCCACUCACCCGCAAGAAACCAGGCAUCCUCAGCAGCAACACCGCCAGCGGUAAGAAACCAUCCCCACACACCCCAACGCCGACACCCCUAUCCGCCAAGAAACCGAAACCGACGAGCCGCAAGAAGGAGUGGGAUGCGACGACGCAGGAUUUGACGGCGUUGAAGUUAUCGCCGUUGCAGCAGAAACUCCGCGCCGCCAACUCCCUCAAAUACACCCACUCACACCGGCUCUUCGCCCCAACAACAACCCGCUACACCUUCGAACCCAUCGACAGCGAUCCGAAUCACAAGAGCAGCCCAUACCACGCCGACGACAUUGAGCUGCAGCCCGUCUCGUCCCGCCGCCAUUCUGAUGAAAACACAGACUUUGCGGAGAACAAGGAUCCAACGACGCCGCUGAAUGUGACGCAGACGAAGCAUGAGGAGGUGGAUUUUGAGACCGAGGUGCAGGUGUGGGAACGGACGCAUCGGGCCUUGGCUGAGCACAAACCCUCGCGGUCGGCGGGUACACGAAAAGUCCUGGCUGCCACGACAGAUCGACCCUCUGCCGCAGAGCUGAACAGACACGGCUCCCAGAACCGAAACAGGAGCGCUCCCCGCGCACGGAAAUCGCCCCCGCACGAGAUCCACAUCCCCCUCCAGCACCUCCGCCAAGCCACGCUGGGCAUGCGGCAUCUCGCUGAAUCGCUCUCGGCGCAGAUCGGGGAGCCCUUUGCGGGCGGCGACGACAUUCAUGACGAUGUCAGCGAUCAUGAUGAGGAGAAUAGGUCGGGUGAUGACGAAAACGCAACGGUGCCAAAACUCGCGGAAGCUCUAGCACUCGUGCGCGACGUGAGUAGUCGUGCGACGCGAUAUAUCGAGAAGCUACAACAAACAAACGAUAUGCAGACAGACGCCAUCCACACACUCCAAGCACGCUGCCAGGCGUUAGAAGCCCGGAUUACAGCCUUGGAAAAGUCCGCGACGGAAACCCACACAACCACCACCGAACUGCACCAGCAACUGAACGAGGAACGCGGGCGGCGUGAACGGGACGUGGGGCGGUUGGAGGAGCUGGUGGGGGUUGUGGUUGCAGCGGAGGAGGGGAGGGCGGCGGAUUGGGCUGUUCGGCAGGUUUUGGGGGGUGUGUGAGCGGAGGGGGUGAUUGUGGGGCGAGACGUAGGGAAUUAGUUGGUUUUUUUUUUUGGAAGGGGUUGUUUAGGAUCUUGCGGCGUAUGGAAGAGGAGGGAGUGAUGCCAUGUAUCAGAAAAUCAGUGAGAUGGAGAGUUUAGGCAGUGCUGUUGUUCUUACACACGGGCCGUCUAUUACAAUUUACAGGCCCCCCUGACAUGUGUAUGUGCAGUAGACGUAUACAAGGCAAAAGUA
Molecule: messenger RNA, 1508 nt
Organism: Fimicolochytrium jonesii
Lineage: Eukaryota; Fungi; Chytridiomycota; Chytridiomycetes; Spizellomycetales; Powellomycetaceae
Exons: 5
Coding region: 117-1274 (385 amino acids)
Source: RefSeq, a predicted model, not a curated record